ACCUGUGGGAGGAUGAGGAAGUGCUGGUGUGUUCAGGGCUCGCUGGAGUUUGAAGUGCAGAGGCAGAGUUUGGUUUAAAGAGUCUGAUAGUGAUGGAGAAGUGCUGACAGGAACAGGCACGCUGGUGGAUUUUCUCUCAGGCGUAAACACAACACACGUACGGAUACCUAGAGAAGAAGGUGUGUGCAGGUGGACAGGCAGAAGAGGACUGGCACAAUGGCCAGCAAGUAUCACUGGCAGAGUCAGAAUGUCAAACAGAGCGGCGUGGACGACAUGGUGCUGCUCUCCAAGAUCACGGAGGACGCCAUCGUCGAGAACCUCAAGAAGAGAUACAUGGACGAUUAUAUCUUUACCUACAUCGGAUCUGUCUUGAUUUCAGUGAAUCCUUUUAAACAGAUGCCGUAUUUCACAGAUCGAGAGAUUGAGCUGUACCAAGGAGCUGCCCAGUAUGAAAACCCACCUCACAUCUAUGCCUUGACAGAUAACAUGUACAGAAACAUGAUGAUUGACAGCGAGAAUCAGUGUGUGAUUAUCAGUGGAGAGAGCGGUGCAGGAAAAACCGUGGCUGCUAAGUACAUCAUGGGCUACAUCUCUAAAGUGUCCGGUGGUGGCGCUAAAGUUCAGCAUGUAAAAGAGAUUAUCCUUCAGUCCAACCCUCUACUGGAGGCCUUCGGAAAUGCGAAAACGGUCCGAAACAACAACUCCAGCCGCUUUGGGAAAUACUUCGAGAUCCAGUUCAGCCGAGGAGGAGAACCGGACGGAGGCAAAAUCUCCAACUUCCUGCUGGAGAAAUCCCGGGUCGUGAGUCAGAACGAGAACGAGAGGAACUUCCACAUUUUCUACCAGUUGAUCGAAGGCUCUUCGGCUCAGCAGAAGGAAGGUUUAGGCAUCAUGACCCCCGACUAUUACAACUAUUUAAACCAGUCGGGAACCUACAAAGUGGACGGUACCAACGACAGCAGCGACUUCCACGAGACCAUGGAAGCCAUGCAAGUCAUCGGGAUCCCCGGAGAGGAUCAGAUGCUGGUCCUGCAGAUUGUAGCUGGAAUCCUACACCUGGGCAACGUCAGCUUCAUCGAGGUGGGAAACUACGGCCAGGUGGAGAGCAUGGACCUGCUGGCGUUCCCCGCUUACCUGCUGGGCAUCAACCAGAGCCGGCUGCAGGAGAAACUCACCAGCCGAAAGAUGGACUCCAAGUGGGGGGGCAAAUCCGAGUCCAUCGACGUGACGCUGAAUCAGGAGCAGGCGUGUUACACACGUGACGCUCUGGCCAAGGCCCUGUACGCUCGCCUGUUCGACUACCUAGUGGAGGCCAUAAACAAAGCCAUGCAGAAGCCCAUCGAAGAGCUCAGCGUCGGCGUUCUGGAUAUUUACGGAUUUGAGAUUUUUCAGAGGAACGGGUUCGAGCAGUUCUGCAUCAACUUUGUGAACGAGAAGCUGCAGCAGAUCUUUAUCGAGCUGACUCUGAAGGCAGAGCAGGAAGAAUAUGUCCAGGAGGGAAUCAAGUGGAGUCCCAUUGAAUACUUUAACAACAAAAUAGUGUGUGAUCUCAUUGAGAAUAAACUGAACCCGCCGGGUAUCAUGAGCGUCCUGGAUGACGUGUGCGCCACCAUGCACUCUAAGGGCGAAGGAGCCGACAGCACUUUACUGCAGAAGCUGCAGGCUGCCGUGGGGACACACGAGCACUUUAACAACUGGAACUCAGGCUUUGUUAUCCAUCACUAUGCAGGCAAGGUGUCGUACGAUGUAAACGGUUUCUGUGAGAGAAACAGAGAUGUGCUUUUCACCGACCUGAUCGCGCUGAUGCAGACCAGUGAACAUCACUUCAUCCGUAGCCUGUUUCCUGAAAACAUCAACACUGACAAAAAAGGCAGACCGACCACAGCGAGCUCCAAAAUUAAAAGGCAGGCUAACGAGCUGGUGGACACGCUGAUGAAAUGCACACCACACUAUAUCCGCUGCAUCAAACCCAACGAGACCAAGAGGUCCAAAGACUGGGAGGAGAGCCGGGUGAAGCAUCAGGUGGAGUAUUUGGGUCUGCGUGAGAACAUCCGUGUGCGGAGAGCCGGCUUCGCUUACCGCCGAGUUUUCCAGAAAUUUCUACAGAGGUACGCCAUCCUGACCCUGGAGACAUUCCCGCAAUGGCAUGGAGGCGAACAGCAGGGUGUCCUGCAUCUGCUGCGCUCCGUAAAUAUGGACAACGAUCAGUACCAGCUGGGACGCACUAAGAUCUUUGUCAAAAACCCAGAGUCGCUAUUUCUCCUGGAAGAGAUGCGGGAGAGGAAGUUCGACACGUUCGCCAGAACCAUCCAGAAAGCCUGGAGGAAGUACAUCGCCAGGAGGAAGUACGAGCAGAUGAGAGAGGAGGCUUCGGAUAUUCUCUAUAACUCGAAGGAGCGACGCAGGAACAGCAUUAACAGGAACUUUGUUGGCGAUUACCUGGGCAUGGAGGAGAGGCCUGAACUGCGCCAGUUCCUUGCCAAGCGAGAGCGAGUCGAUUUUGCGGACUCUGUGAACAAAUACGACCGCAGGUUUAAAUCAAUUAAAAGAGAUUUGAUCCUGACACCUAAGGGUAUCUACCUGAUCGGGCGUGAGAAGGUCAAAAAGGGUCCUGAGAAAGGCCAGAUCAAAGAAGUGCUGAAGAGAAAACUCGACAUUGGGGCAAUACGCUCCGUUUCACUGAGCACGAGGCAGGACGACUUCUUCAUCCUGCACGAGGCUCAGUACGACAGCCUGCUGGAGUCCUUGUUUAAGACCGAGUUUCUGAGCUUGCUGAGUAAGCGCUAUGAGGAGCAGACCAAGAACAAACUUACACUGUCCUUUAAUGACAGGCUGGAGUUUCACGUGAAGAAGGAGGGAUGGGGAGGAGGAGGAAACCGCAUCCUGGUGUUUUCUCGAGGACAAGGAGACGUGCCUCAGCUCAAACCUGCGGGGAAAACUCUCAAUAUCAGCAUAGGAGACGGACUACCCAAGACUGCGAAACCGACUAGAAAAAGCAUGCAGCCGAAUCAAGGAGGGAAACAAGCCCCCAGAAGAGGUUUCCAGAACGGGGCGGCGCAGUUCUCUCGUGGAAACGCUCGGCCGCAGGAGCAGACCUACUCCACACCGGAUAAGUGGAACCGGCCGCCCAACGCCGCACUGCCCAAACUGGGCUCUCAGAAAACCAGGAAAGGAAACGCAGCUCCACAAACACAGACAUCUAACCUGGACUUCCUCAAUGUACCUGAGCAGGGCAUGUCUGGAAUGCAACGAAGGAGGAGCGUCAGCCAGCGUCCUCCUCCGGCCCCCAGCAGCCGACCCAAAGCUUCGCCACGACCGCAAGGUCCUCGAUGUCGUGCUGUGUACCAGUACGUCGGUCAGGACGUGGAUGAGCUCACGUUUGACGUCGGUGAUGUCAUAGACCUCCUUAAAGAAGAUCCGUCUGGCUGGUGGACUGGCAGGAUGCGUGGGAAAGAGGGCUUAUUCCCUGGGAAUUACGUGGAGAAAAUCUGAAACGGUCAGAACUCUUAAACGACCUGCUUGUGACCUCUGACCUCUCUUUGUUCGUCCAGCCUCUGAGCCCGUCACGACGUGCGUCUGGUGAUGACGAGGCGAGCGGCUCAGGACACAAUUAAAACAUGAACACAGAGGAUUCACUGGUGGUGGCGAUGUUCCUGGUCAGCACUUACAGGAACGGGAUUAGACUUUAUCUGUGAAAGAAAAACCUGCACAUGUUUAAAGACUGUUUCAAAAAUGUUUCAAAAAGAGCAAAAGCCAUUACGAAAAUUUGAAUUCUGCAACGAACGAAGGAAAUUUUACAUUAUUAUUCUUCUGAAUUAAUGAGAGAGGCUGCACUGCUGCUGCACAACCA
Molecule: messenger RNA, 3850 nt
Organism: Tachysurus vachellii
Lineage: Eukaryota; Metazoa; Chordata; Actinopteri; Siluriformes; Bagridae
Gene: myo1f
Product: myosin IF
Exons: 28
Coding region: 217-3492 (1091 amino acids)
Biological process (GO): vesicle transport along actin filament; actin filament organization
Cellular component (GO): myosin complex; vesicle; plasma membrane
Molecular function (GO): ATP binding; microfilament motor activity; actin filament binding
Source: RefSeq, a predicted model, not a curated record